Phaethon lepturus (White-tailed tropicbird) is the source of this 775-nucleotide messenger RNA. Its product is annotated as DNA excision repair protein ERCC-8-like. The record is from RefSeq and is a predicted model, not a curated record. The annotation marks the transcript as partial. Lineage: Eukaryota; Metazoa; Chordata; Aves; Phaethontiformes; Phaethontidae. Gene Ontology annotation, cellular component: Cul4A-RING E3 ubiquitin ligase complex; nucleotide-excision repair complex. Gene Ontology annotation, biological process: proteasome-mediated ubiquitin-dependent protein catabolic process; transcription-coupled nucleotide-excision repair; protein polyubiquitination. The transcript has 4 exons. Gene Ontology annotation, molecular function: protein binding.
CAAACACUGCUCAUAAUGGGAGAGUUAAUGGUUUAUGCUAUACGAAUGAUGGACUUCAUCUAUUGACCAUUGGUACAGAUGAUCGGAUGCGACUCUGGAACAGUUCCACUGGAGAAAACACGUUAGUGAAUUAUGGGAAAGUCUGUAAUGAAAGUAGAAAAGGACUCAAAUUCACCAUCUCUUAUGGCUGUAAUCCAGAGUUUGCCUUUGUACCAUAUGGUAGUACCAUUGCUGUUUAUACAAUUUUCACAGGAGAACUGGUAACUAUGCUUAGAGGGCAUUAUAGUACUGUCGACUGCUGUGUAUUUCAACCUAAUUUUCAGGAACUUUAUAGUGGUAGCAAAGAUUGCAAUAUCCUUGCGUGGAUACCAGCUCUUCGAGAGCCAGUUCCUGAUGACAUUUCUGAAAAGUCUCUGCCUCAAGAGCAUUUAAAUCCAGCAUAUGAAGAUGCAUGGAGCAGCAGUGAUGAUGAAGGCUGAAUUUCAAUUACUUGCUGAUAUAAAAUUGACCUUCAGGCACUGUGUUCAUGGACUUUAUCUACAGAAUUGGAUAUUGUCAGAUUUGUUACAACUGGAUUUUUGGUACAGCUCUCUUAGAGCAAGGUGUUUCAGAAACAAUUUUCCACUCUCCUCUGUGUUCUUUCUUCACUGUUACAGUUAAACCUAAAGGAUUACUUUUUCAUACAUAUGGACCUUUAUACUUACUAUUACACAUUGGUAUACUUUAUUUAGUGUUGAACAGCUGAUAAAGGAAAAAUAAAAGCCGUUGGGACCAG